Messenger RNA from Closterium sp. Naga37s-1, 1887 nucleotides. NCBI's taxonomy places the organism in Eukaryota, Viridiplantae, Streptophyta, Zygnematophyceae, Desmidiales, Closteriaceae. The record is from the annotation of a GenBank genome assembly.
AUGCCCUCUGUGCUGUGUUCGUAUCUGCGCGUGCUGCUGGCCGUCCGUAUUGCGCUGGGAGCUGUGGUGCAAUGUGGAGUGCGUACUGUUGCUGCCACGGUGUCGGUUGUGCGGUCCGCCGUACCUCCCGUGGCUCCCUCUGCCCCCGUUUUGGCGGUUUGCUGGUCGGUAGCUUUGGCGGCUGCUGCUGCUGCUGCUGCCGCUGCUGCUGCCGCUGCUGUUGUUGCUGGUUCGGCUCCUGUUGCUCACACUCCUGCUGUUGGUGCUGCUGCUGCUGCUGCUCCUGCUGCUGCUCCUGCUGUUGCUGCAGCUGCUGCUGCUGCUGCUGCUGCUGCUGCUGCUGCUGCUGCUGCUGCUGCUGCUGCUGCUGCUGCUGCUGCUGCUGCUGCUGAUGUUGCUGCUGCUGCUGCCGCUGUUUUCCUGCUGCUCCCCCCGCCUGCUUGUGUUGCUGCUGUUGCUGGAACUGUCGCUGCUGCUGCUGCUGCUGCUGCUGCUGCUGCUGCUGCUGCUGCUGCUGUUGUUGCUGCUGCUGCUGCUGCCGCUGCAGUUGUUCCUGGUCUUGUUGCAGCAGUAUUGUUCCCGCUGUCCUUCCGCCUGCCUUGGCUGCUUGCUGCUGCUGCUGCUGCUGCUGCUGCUGCUGCUGCUGCUGCUGCUGCUGCUGCUGCUGCUGUCGCUGCUGCUGCUGCUGCUGCUGCUGCUGCUGCUGCUGCUGCUGCUGCUGCUGCUGCUGCUGCUGCUGCUGCUGCUGCUGCUGCUGUUGCUGCUGCUCCUCCUGAUUUUGUUCCUGCUGCUGUUGCUGCUGAUCCUGCUGCUCCUGUGGCAAGUAGGAGGUCAUUAACGAGGCUGCUUGUGACAACGAAUACCUCUCCCAAUUUCAUCGAGGUCGGCUCCAGCGGUCCUGCUCUAACUUCUCUAGCACUCACCCUUGUUACAGUGGGGUGUUCUGCCGCACGUGUAGCAGUUCCGGUGUUGGUCCCUGCUGCCUUGCCUCCCUCCUCCCUGUUCCUUUUGGCGUUUAUUGCUGCUGAUAUAGCUGCAGCGGGGCGCUGUUCAUUCCGUGCUUCCCCUGCCGCAUCCGUACCCGUAUCCCCCGCCCCCUUCAAACCUCCCCUACCGUCGUUCCCAGCCGUCUGCACGAGUAGGCUGCUUGUGCUUCCCACCUGUUGCAUUCCCGGCAUCGGGCUGAAGGGUAGGGUUGUCGCCGGAGCCUCUGGGCACGGCGAUGGGGCAGUAGGAGUCGGUGCAUGGGCGAGUGGAGAUGCCGAUGCUGGAUGUGAUUCUUUUGGAGGGGAGCUUGCUGAGGAGAUUACAUUGAGAACAGCCGUAGCUCCUCUGAUAGUCUCGGUGACAAGGGCCUCGGUUCCAGGUGAAGGUGCCGUUGCUGCAGUGGCGUCACGAGCGUGUGUGCCUGCUUCCCCGCCAAGUUUCCCUCCCAACAGUCCCUCAGCCGCGCCCAGGUCCCUCUGGCCUGUGUCGUUCGUGCCUGACGGCCUUGGCGCAUCUGGUGGCGCUGCUGCAGGUGUUGCUAUGGCUGAAGGCGCUGGCGUGAUAGUAGCGCCAUUUCUGCUCGCCGGCGUGUGCGCACCUGCUCCGCUGCCUAUCUCUCCGUCAAAUCCCUCUCCUGAUGCCGUCCAGCCGUCACCCCCAGCUCCUGAGUCGUGUGAGCGCUCAGAAGCUGCGAAUUCUGCUUCUUCCAUUCUCUCCUGCCGCCCCUCCAAAUUCCCCUCCACAGCUUCCCCCUCGCUGUUCGUGAGCUGCGCUUGCCUGGCGCGCAGCAGGUCCCGUGUCAGCGUCGCAGUGAAAGCGGCGCCAAGGCGCCUCCUGACCGUUUUCAGUGGGGAAUGCAGUGGGCGGCCUUGGCGUGUGUUUGAUCGCGUGCCUAGGUAA